AUGGACGAUGGCCCUACUCCCGCCGUACUUCGCGAUAUAUUCAUUACGCGCUAUGUGAAUGCCGCCGCCUUUGUGAUUUUACUUUACGACCAUCUUCUGACGCUCGGAACGGAAAUCUCACUGAUAUGGCCCGCAAAAUUAACUUCCGCCAAAGCCCUCUUUCUUUAUGUUCGCUACGUGGUACCCUGUGCCAUGAUUCUAUAUACCGUCCAACUCUCUGGUCUUGCAUCAAGUUUAACAUUGUCUGACGCUGUAAGUUCCGUCCUUGUAAUCAUUUCCAGUCGUUCUAACCAUUACCAGUUUUGUCGCUGGUGGAUGAGUUUCGCAGCCUUCAUAGGAUGGGCCGCUGUUGCUAGUAGUAAUUGUGCGCAGCGCUCAUCCGUAUCCCGCACAACGCUGACCGCAACAAGUUUUAAUUUUGCUUCGGCUCUGGGUUAUAUGGGACCGCAAUCGCAGGCUGAUGAUUUGGACCAUGAUAUGCUUUAUUAUCAUCCAGACAACCGGCCUGAUUGCAGCCUGCAUCUUGGUCUGGCAAAUGAGGCGUUCGUGUCGCUGCCGCCGUUCUCUCACCAGGCUCACAUUGUUUAUCCAGCCCAUCUACAGUGGAAUAAGGGAGCCCAGAUGUGCAUAUUUAAUAGACACGUUCAAGUGAGCAUAUUAUGGAUACCUGGAAUGGUCUUCGACAUCAUUCUUUUCCUCGUCACUUGGUGGAAUGCCCUCAACAAGCCACGGCCGUCCAAUGCGCCGUUAGCUGCCACCAUGUACAGAGAUGGGCUGUUCUACUUCGUGGUCCUUCUCGCUCUUCGUAUCCUCAACACAGUGCUCGCUGAAGCUCCCCACAUUCAAAACGGCCUUACGUUCGUUGCGAUGUUCCCCGUCUUGUGCUUGACUGCCACAACGACAUGUCGACUCAUCAUCAGGCUACGAGAGGUCUCAGACGACGAGCAGCUAUCUUAUGAUGCUCCUGAUGAGAUGCUCACAGUCAAUGGUGACUACGACGAGCUUGAACAUUCUGGUGUACAAAUCGAUAUGUUGCGUUCCAGUUCCGUUGGUCCUUCCACACCAAUGAGAGCGACGGGUAGAUGGUAUUGA
Mycena indigotica is the source of this 1092-nucleotide messenger RNA. RefSeq lists its product as uncharacterized. The record is from RefSeq and is a predicted model, not a curated record. Bases 1 to 1092 code for a protein of 363 amino acids. The transcript is spliced from 10 exons. Lineage: Eukaryota; Fungi; Basidiomycota; Agaricomycetes; Agaricales; Mycenaceae.